Messenger RNA from Chara braunii, 3853 nucleotides. The record is from the annotation of a GenBank genome assembly. NCBI's taxonomy places the organism in Eukaryota, Viridiplantae, Streptophyta, Charophyceae, Charales, Characeae.
GUGUUGGGGUGGUUUGACCCGGAAGGAACUAUGAAAAUCAGGGAGGGACAGAAGGCCGGCAAGGAAAGUCCGGAUAACAGUGUGGCAGGCGAGGCCAGCAGCUCCGAGGGUGGCCUUAAGAAGAUAGUGUCGUCCCUCGCGCGAGCAUUAAACAAAAAUCAAGGCUAUCUGGCAGACGCCAAGAAAAAACUGACUUUCGAUGGAGCAAAUAUCACGGAGUUCCUGAUCGACUACGAGAACCUAGUUGCGUUACUGAAGUGGACCGAGGAGGAAAAGAUGGACCAUCUAGGACAGCAUAUGUCGUUAAGCCUAGGACGGGACAUAAUGGCCAUUGUAGCCGCAAGCCGGUCUUGGAAGGAGACCCGGGAUGUGAUGAUGAGGAAGUACCUAGCGGCAGAAAAAAUGGCAACGGAGGCCGACCUAACGGCAGUUCAGAGGAAGAACUUCGCAACGUAUAAUAAUUUCCUACGAGAAUUUACUCUGGUAGCACUAAGGAUCCCCGGGGUCACGGACCGGAUAAUGAGCAAAUAUUUCCUCAGGCAGUUCUCCGAGUUCGACAAAGACAAAAUCCUGUCAGCUUACCAACAUACGAGGAAGUUCGUAAACACGCGGGAUGUUGAUUUUAGCACGGUAACGGAUUUGGCUGAGAAAACGGUAGUAACAGAGACGUUGGCCUUGCUCAAGGAAGGAGAGGUCAUAGAUCUCACCGGUAGGACGGGCGACAAGGUAAAGAAGGGGAUUGAAAGUCUACAUGAACGGGUGCAUGGGGUCGACAAUAAGAUUGAAAGAAUGGAAGGCGCGCUACUGGUUAUGCAGGCGCAAGUGUCUCGACCUGCCCUCCCUCCCCAGGAAGCUGUGGUCCCGCCAGGUGUAGCAAACCUAGGAUUCGGAUGGAGAGAUCCUGCUAACGAGCAAUGCAAGUACUGCACCGCGAUAGGACAUUAUGUGCGCUCAUGCCCAAAGCUCAACCAUGAUAUUCUGAAAAGAAGGUAAGCCGAACCGGUGGGUGAGAUCAUCUGGGAUCAACUCCGGGGGCGCGAACCGCAGACCAACUUUAUUUUGGAAAGCGACGGACGUGAUACGGUGAAUGCAACCACUCGACUGGGAACGGCCGGGAGAAGGAUUAACCGUGACACCAUUAUGGAGGAGGUCGCUGGAAGCUCCGAGCCCCAGGCACAGCCUGAGGCCGAGGAACCAGAGAAAGUCUAUGGGAAGCCCAGGGAAGAGGAGCCUGCGGACAAGGCUACCGCCGCCAAGAAGAAGUUUAGGUAUCAAAUCCCGAUAUUGACCUUGCCUGAGCUCGACGACACUAUUAGCAAGUUACUAGGAACCAUGGUGUCGAUGUCUUUUCAGACCAUGCUGCAGGCUAGUCCUAGGUUGCUCAAGGGGCUCAGACAACUGUUGACUCGGAGGCGAGUAGAAAUAUGCGACAACCCCAAAUUACCAGAAGGGGAGAGGGAGGAGGAAGCUCCGCAAGAAGUGGCUAACCUUCAGAGGAAUCACGAGGACUUGGAGGAUCUCGAAAAGGCCUUUGCAGACAUUCGUUUGAGCUUGCCCGACCGAGAGGGCGGCGAAGUCAUGAGAUCACUACCCGGGACGAAGCUUAGCUUUCAUGCGCUACCCGUAGGGAAAUUGAAAAUCCAGAUCGGGAGUCAUCACACCGACGCAUUAGUAGACGGGGGAGCAGAAAUCACUUCCAUAAGGAGAGAUUUCGCAACGAUCACGGGAUGUACGGUAAACAAGGAAGUAACCGGGAACAUCCGGGGAGCUGGCGGGGAAAUCCCUUUCGCUGGGUACGUCAUGAAGUGUGCUGUGAAGGGAGGGGUCAGGGAAUCGAUCUGGUCGUUUCAGCGGAUGACCGUAAUGGAGGAAAUGGACCACGACAUAAUCCUCGGGAGACCGUGGUGCGCGAACGUAGAGAUGAUAGGCAUGCACUUGCACGAUGGCUCGUACAUGGUACACAUAGAGGACCCUGUGACCGGUCGGAGAGAGCUCCUCCGACUCCUUGGAACGGGAGGAGACACUCCAAAGGAAAAAUUGGCAACAUGGUCGUCGUCGUUCGAGGAUAGCACUCGAAAAGGGGCUUUCGCACGGAUGAAGGGUAUGACAGAAAGGGUAGAAAUCAUGAUUGAGGAGACAUUCAACAAGAAGGAAUGGAUCAAGAUGGACCUGCCCCAGAAGAAGAGGAGGCAGAAGGACGAAGUCCUAGAUGUUAUGGUAGCGGAAAAGGAGUCAGAGGUCGAACUUGGUGCUAGCCUGCCCAAACGGAAAGAAGUACGCAUAGACGUGCCGAAAAUCGCACUCGAGAUCCCCGAUCUAUUGCAACUCAUCAAGGCCCUCAGAUACCACAAGAUCCCGGAAGGAAGUGUUCGAAAGUACAAGCCGGUAGGGAAGAAAGCAAAACCGGUCUCGAUCCUACUAGAGACAUCAAAGGAAGAGGCUAUUGAGAAGGAGGAAGAGGUCCUUCGAGUGAUACGAGAAAGAAGGGCGACGGAGGGACAUCGGAUACCGGACGAAGUAGCGGACACAAUGAAGAUAGGGAUAGACGGGUUCUUAACGGAAGAAGAAACCCGCCUGAUCAAAAGGACCUGCCAGGAAUUUCACCUGGCAUUUGCCUUUAGUGAUCACCAGAAGGGACGACUGGAUGCGAAGUUGAUCCCUCCGGUCAGAAUCCACACGGUAGAAUAUGAGUGUUGGAAUGACAAGGGGCCAUCCUAUGAAUUUGGGAUAGCCGGAGAAGUAACAGACCUCCUCCGAGCAAAGAUGGACUCCUUCGUUGCGGAGCCUACGGCAUCACCAUACGGAAAUCGGUGGUUCGUCUUUCGGAAGCCUAACAAGACGCUAAGGUGGAUUCAGGACCUGCAGAAGUUGAAUGCCGUAACCAUCCGGAAUGCUGACUCGCUACCUCAGGCUGACUUAUUAGCAGAAUCGCACGCCGGUCGGAGCAUUUACUCCCUGAUAGACCUGUACUCAGAGUACGACCAGCUUCCAUUGGAUGUUCGGGACAGGCCAUACACCGCUAUGCACACCCCCGUAGACCAACUACAAAUGCAAGUGACACCUAUGGGAUUGACAAACGAGGUGGCCGAAGCGCAAUGCAGGAUGCUCGCCAUGGACGGGGACAUGUUCCCAAAAAAAUGUGAACCUUACAUCGAUGACAAUCCGAUCAAAGGCGCGCAGGAAAAGGACGAGACAGAAGUCCAGCCAGGGAUCCGACGUUUUGUGUGGGACCACCUGCAGGACAUCAAAGACUUACUCUGCCGGUUCUUAGUAUACAACAUUACGGCUAGUGGACCAAAGAGUAUCUUAGCAGUACCAGAGGCCUACCUAUUUGGGAGGCGGUUCAUCUUAAGGAUCGAUCCGACGAAUGUCGCAGGGGCUCUAAAGAAUUAUAGGCCUAUAGAUCCGAUGGUAGGGAGAUGGGUAGGAUUCAUCUGGCAGUUCGAUUACAAGAUCGAACGGAUUGCUGGAAUCCGCAACAAGGCAGAUGGGCUGAGUCGGGUUUGCAUCACCCCCGAAGGGAUGGAGGAUGCAGAGCCCAUAGACGCCUUCCUCGAAUACGAAGGAGGAACUUUUGAGGUGGACAAUGAAAUGAUGAGCGGAGAAUGCACAUCGGGAGAACUAUUGAUCCAAACUUUGGAGAAGGGGGCAACUGCCGUAGUAGCAGAACUGACAGAAGGACCAGUCACCACUCGAGGACACAGAGAAGAAAAAGACUCAUGGGGAGCGAUAGUAGGACCGAAAGAGGAGCUAAUAGCAAUGGCAGUCGAAGGAGGCCGGUAAGCAGUGAUGAGCUUAGUGGAAUCUUGGGAAAGGAAAGAGUUGCAAUGGGUGAUAAAUCAGAUGCAGGAAG